This is a messenger RNA of Ctenocephalides felis (cat flea), 1112 nucleotides long. RefSeq lists its product as uncharacterized. The transcript is spliced from 6 exons. The annotation marks the transcript as partial. Lineage: Eukaryota; Metazoa; Arthropoda; Insecta; Siphonaptera; Pulicidae. The record is from RefSeq and is a predicted model, not a curated record.
ACAAGAGAAAACUUUGGACAGCUGAAGAUCAUUUAAAUCUUUUGCUAAGUCCUGAUGCUUUGGCACCAAGUGACACCACUUCUCCUGAUGAACAAAAUAUCGAUUUACCAACAUGGUUCGACGAAGAAAAAUUUGCCAGGGGUCAGAAAUAUUAUUACAAAAAUUCGUACGGCAUGUUCGUGGGAAAGCUAUGCGGCCUGAUAGCAGUGCUGGCCGUGCCGACGAUUCUGAGGAUCCUCAUGUUCACUCAGAGGUCGUCGGUACCGUUUACCGCCUACAAGAGGUACAUCGCAACAUUACUUCAUACCACUUUGUGGUACGAUAUUAAAUUGACGAAGGAUUCGAGAUCCUGGAAAUCGCUUAUACAAGUGCGCAAACGCCACUUCCAGGCUGGACAAUCAGCCUGUGCCAAAGGUUUAGGGUCUGUGACCCAAAAGGACUUGGCAUUGACCCAAUUCGGUUUUAUGGGCUUUAUUUUGAUAAGACCAAAAUUUCUGGGCAUACAAUGUGACGACAAAAAAGACCGAGAGGCUUUUGUACACGUUUGGAGAUGCGUUGGGUAUAUGAUGGGGCUGGAAGACAGGUUUAAUAUUUGUCGCGACUCUUUAGAAGAAACUGAAGACUUAUGUGAAGUGCUUUUGGCAAAAUAUUUUGCACCGUUGUUGUCAACGUACAACAAAGAUUUUGAGGACAUGUCCAAAGCACUUUUAGAAGGCAUGUGGACCUUUAACCCCUUCAUCCACUUUACAACUUUCAUGUACUUUACGAGACGUCUAUCUGGUGUACCAGAGUACAAAUUUCCUUUACCAAACAUCGUGGACAAUCAAAAAAUUGGUAAAACCAUGCAUUGGUAUCCAAAAGCAUUAUUAUUUUUCAUGAUUUACGUUUUGGAGACAACUCUGGAUAAAAUUCCUGAAUCCGAGAUAACUUCUAAAGUUAUUGUUUCUGAAAGUUCAUCACAGUUUGAGUUGAUGUAUGAAAUCAAAGCUGGAGUUUUUUCCGAUAAAAGCUUGAACAAAGGGCUCAGGACAAUCCGGGACAAAAAUUUUGAAUUUGAGACAAUUAAUGGUUUUUGUCUAAUCUGGACAAAGAAUGCAAAUUCAAACGGUUAA